CAACAUUUUUGAAUUAACGGUCGGUAGUCAUGGAUACAAAAAGUCAGAAACAAAAAACAUUGUGGCUCCAGAUUUUGAAAGUUAUUUUAAAAUCAUAUUUCUGUAAUUUACAAAAUUCAACAUAAUUAUUAAUAAUUGAUAACUGAUAUAACAAGAGCUUGUAUAUUGCAUCUAAUCUUAUUAUGGAUUGUAUCACGAGUACGGAGGAUUUGGGCGUAGAAAUGGUGAAAACAUCUCAGGAGAACAUUCUUUUGGGAAUUAUCAAGGAACUGUGUUGCGAAAACGGCAAGCUCUCAGAUAAUUUGAAAGGAAAAGUAAACAGAAUCAUAGCAGACUGUGAUCUUACACAUUACUCCAGUUUACACAAGUUGAGUACAGCUGACGAAAGUACUGGGAUGUUACUUGGAUUCAUGCACCAAACCUCUGCAGAGCUUACUUUUGAAGAACAGGCCGAAUUAAAUCAAGCAAUCAUCCAAAAAAUACAACACAAAAUACCCGCAUUGACCUCUGAAUUAGAGCGUCUAAAGCAGACCUCCACUUUGAAUAAGAAAUCUCAUAAAGACCAAAUUAAAGAAUUGCAGAACAACCUGGAUGAUAAGCUAGGUACUUUGCAGGACCAAGAGGCUGAGAAGGUGGAGCUGAUGAUGGAAUGGCUCACUCAUAGGCUUCAGGAGGUCAACAAGUUUAGUGACAAUUCUACUGAGUUGCUCACAUUAAAAACUAAGAUUUUGGACAUGAAAUCAAAAAUCCUGCAUCUCCAAAUCCUGCAGAAUGUCUUCACAGAGACCAACCAGUCCAUCAAGGCAUACAGUGAGAUCCACAAAGAUAUAAAAGACAGCAUUAAGGAAACUGAACAGAGAAUCAAAAGUUUCCAUGAUAUAAUUGCUAGUGAUAAGUAGUAUUUAAUAUAGCAAUGUAAUUAUUAUUUCCUGAUUGGGGAUGCCAGCGUCUCAUUUUGGGACCAUUUCAGCCCCAAUAGUAAUAUAAUAGGUACUAUAGUUAUUAUUUGAUAUAUACAUAAUGGAUCUAAGACCUGUCUCUCUCGCUUUAAUCCUCACGUCUUCCUAGUUACAUUUGGUGCUGUACCAGGGUUCGUGUAAAAAAAAUCAACUAUAAAAUUUUGAAGAUUUGGCUUUUACAACCGCUGCUUGCCUUACGUCAACCCUCUUUGCGGAUGCUAUUGUUUCCUGCCAGCUGUUAAGAUGUGUAUGUUGUUCAGUCGCCUCGUAUGACAUCCACGGGGGAAUAUGGAGCGGCCCUAUUCUAGGGUGGGACUACACGCCACAAUCUAGGACCUGUCUAUGGAGUGUAAUAUUUUGACAUUUUAGCAACUUAAUUAGGGACCAAAAUAGAUGUCACUUUGUCUAAUGUUUAGGUAGGUAGGGAGCUAGCUAGUUGAAGAAUUUUGGCAAUGAGGCUAUCAGAAAUAAGAUGUAAAAAGAGGUUCAUUUCUUCUACUAUUCUUAAAAAAAUAAAGGAGAAAAUCUUUUCUGGAAACUUUGCCCUCACAGAUAAUAUUUAUAUAUUAGUAAAAAUGGUGUAACAAUUUCUGAUAAAAAUGGGAUAAAAAAGGCCUAGGUAAUUUAUUUAUAUUUUUUAUUUACAUAUAUUCAUAUAACAUAUACAUUCUUACAUGUUUUGUACAGUAACCAGCAUAUCUGCUCAAAAUCAUAGCGAAUUCGCCCGUUAUUCUUUUGCAUAAUAACUAGACAUGUGGUUGACCCUUUUAGUUAUAAUAUACCUAUGUUUUACCGAAAAGUACGAUGAAUAACAAAAACUAAAGGAAACCAUUUUUCUAUGUGUUCCUUUUAUUCAGGUAGGUAGUUAUAUUAGCUAUUUUAAACUUAAAAUUAACUUAUGUUCGUUUUUGUGUGCCAAAUAAAAAAGGUGAUUGUUGUACUUUAGAGUAAAUUAUAAUCUUAAUACAAUUAGCGUCAUCUAGUGAUUCGAGAGCGCAAACUUUUUAUUUACCUUGCUAGUCUGUGGAUCUUGUUUUGACAGUUCCGUUCCCGGGUGUAAGUCCUGUUUUUUUUUAUCUUGAAAAUUGUUAUCAGUUAAGUACUGUAGUUAAAAAUAAAGAAAACUAGUUUCUCAGAAGUAUAAUUUCUUUUAUUUCAACAGUGAUUUAAUUUGUAUUUAAGUUUGUUUGAUUUUCUAAUGUCAUGUCAUUAAUUAUUAUUGUUGCUUGCUUUUAUAAAUGUGGUUUCCUCCUUUUUAUAAAAUGGUAUAUAUUAGUUGAUGGGAUGUUAUAUUUUCAGGAUUAUUAGAAAUGUUUUUGUUUGUGAUCCAACAAGAAAAUUAUUUAUUUAUGAAA
Molecule: messenger RNA, 2314 nt
Organism: Plodia interpunctella (Indianmeal moth)
Lineage: Eukaryota; Metazoa; Arthropoda; Insecta; Lepidoptera; Pyralidae
Exons: 3
Coding region: 183-899 (238 amino acids)
Source: RefSeq, a predicted model, not a curated record